UCAGCGCAUUGACAUAUUUGUAUUCUUUCGCAGAGCGUUUAUUUUGUCAAAUACAAUUCAACCGUGACUCAGUCGGUCACUUAGGAGAGCGGACGGAUGCUAAUUGCCACUUUUUUUGUUCUAUCAUUACGUAAAAAGAAACCCAUUUGGCCUUCAGUAACAGUGCCUGAGUGAAUGGAGUGAACGGAGGACUAUAUUUGAAUAUCCCGCUGUGCCAGGCCAGUCCUCCGAGCUCCAACGAGGCGGAGAAUGAGAUUCACAACCAGCUCUCUCCCGUCCAGCACAGGCAGCCUCGGCGAGCUCUGCUGGUACUGCUCACUGAAGCCAACUAGCGCUGGAACAACGUAUAAAAGCAACUUCGGAAUACUAUACAGCUUUCAUUAACACUAGGAGCCGAUACAGAACAACAGUGUCGCCGAGUCUAGCAUUUAAUCCAGUUUACCCCCGCUUUUUUCCCCUCUGGAGAUGCGUCGCUUGGAGAACUAUUAGCGGACAGCGCUGCACAUCGAAGCCGGGAUGAGUGGGAGCUCCGCGGUGUCCGGCGCGGCGCCCUGCCGCUUCGCCCAUUACUUUGCUGUUUGUGGGAUAGACACGGAAACUGGACUGGAACCGGACGAACUAGCAGCUUUGUACCAAUGGCUAGAAGCAGACCGCCAAGGCAGGGAUCCAGAUACUGCAGCCACAGGCGAAAACUUUGAGCAGAGCCCCCUGAAGAGGACGUUCAAGUCCAAAGUUUUGGCCCGCUACCCUCAGAACGUGGAGUGGAAUCCCUUCGAUCAGGAUGCUGUCAACAUGCUGUGUAUGCCUAAAGGCCUGUCGUUCAGGACCCAGGCGGACCAGCGUGAGCCACAGUUCCACUCCUUCAUCAUCACGAGGGAAGAUGGCUCUCGGACCUACGGCUUCGUUCACACCUUCUACGAGGAGGUGACCAGCCCACAGAUCUGCUCUGCCAUGCACACCCUCUACCAGAUGCACAACGCGGAGAGCACCCCUUCAUCCUCCUCCUCCUCCUCCUCCAGCAUGGACUCCCUCGCCAGCAGUUUAGACGAGGCCGACUCCCCCGCCGCCUCAGCCUCCUCCUCUCGCCGGGCGGGUGGCUACGACUCGUCGCGGGACACCCUCUACGUGUCCAAGGCCUUGUGUCUGAUCGCGCCCAUGCCUUUCAUGCAUGCCUGCCGGCGCUUCCUGUCUCAGCUGCACAGGGCCGUCACCGCAGACACCGCCCCCCCGCUGCCGCUGGAGAGCUACGUUCACAACAUCCUGUACGAGGUGCCGCUGCCUGCUCCGGGACGCUCGCUCAAGUUCCAUGGCGUGUACGAGCCCAUCGUGUGCCAGAGGCCCGGGCUGGCGGAGCUGCAGCUGGCCGACUUCCCGCUCGCAGAGGCCUUCACUCUGCUCGGAGCGGAGAACCUGGUCCAGGUGUUCACCUGCACCCUGCUGGAGAUGCAGAUCCUUCUCUACUCACACGACUACCAGCGAUUGAUGACAGUGGCCGAGGGCAUCACCACCCUGCUGUUUCCCUUCCAGUGGCAGCAUGUCUACGUUCCCAUCCUGCCGGCCUCUCUCCUUCACUUCCUGGAUGCUCCUGUUCCCUACCUGAUGGGCCUGCAGUCAAAAGAGGGCACAGACCGCUCCAAACUGGAGCUUCCUCAGGAGGCCAACCUGUGUUUUGUAGACAUUGACAACCACUACAUCGAGCUUCCGGAGGACUUUCCACAGUUCCCCAAUAAGACCGAGUUAAUCCAGGAGCUCAGCGAGGUGCUGCUGAGCUUUGGCCUUUCUGCCAACACCGGGGCCCCACCACGGACCCGCACCAGUCCCAGCAGCGCUCCCGGCAGCACCCCGUCCACCCCUGGCAGGGAGCGUAAGACUGUGGCUCUCCGGCAGCUGGAGGACGACGGGCGCAACGGAAACCUCGCGGUGGAGGAGCUGGCUGUGCUGGAGCUGCUGCAGGGAAACCCCACCCUGGAAAGACUGCAAGCGCUGACCAAACGCACCGGGGUGACGGUGGCCCGCGUGGACGCCCUGAGGGCCGGAGUCAAAACUCAGAGCACAGAGGGGCAAGGAGGCCGGACGGCAGCUGAAGAGGAGGAGCUUAGGAACGCCAAGCUGAACGUCCAGCUGAGGGAGGUGUUCGCCAGCCGCUUUACCACCAUGUUUGCCGACUACGAAGCCUUUGUCAUCCAGAGUGCCCCGGACCUGGAGUCCUGGCUCACCAACAGGGAGCAGAUGCACAACUUUGACAAGGCCUCGUUCCUGUCGGACCAGCCAGAGCCCUACCUGCCCUUCCUCUCCCACUUCAUCGAGACACAGAUGUUUGCCACCUUCAUCGACAACAAGAUCAUGUCCCAGUGGGAGGAGAAGGAGCCGCUGCUCCGCGUCUUCGACACGCGCAUCGACAAGGCCCGCCUCUACAACGUCCGCGCGCCCAGCCACCGAUCCUCCAGCUACCAGAGGUGCUCCAUCCUCAAGGAGUCUGCUCAGGCCAUUGAGCAGCGACUGAUGAAGAUCGACCACACCGCCAUCCACCCCCACCUGCUGGACAUGAAGAUCGGUCAGGGCAAAUACGCGCAGGGAUUCUUCCCCAAACUGCAGGCUGACGUGCUCAACGCCGGGCCGACCAAUAACAAGUGGUCUCAUAGGACGGCGACAGCUCAACGAAGGAAGGACCGUCACAGACAACAAACGGAGCAUCUGGCCCUCGAUAACGACCUGAAAGAGAAAUACAUGCAGGAGGCUCGCAGCCUUGGGAAGAACCUUCGACAGCCCAAACUGUCUGAUCUGUCUCCCGCCGUCAUCGCCCAGACCAACUGGAAGUUUGUGGAGGGGCUACUCAAGGAGUGUCGCAUGAAGACAAAGCGUAUGCUGGUGGAGAAGAUGGGCCGGGAGGCGGUGGAGCUGGGCCACGGUGAGCCCAACAUCACUGGACUGGAGGAGAACACUCUGAUCGCCAGCCUGUGUGACCUGCUGGAGAGGAUCUGGAGCCAUGGGCUGCAGGUCAAACAGGGAAAGUCGGCCCUGUGGUCCCACCUGCUGCACUACCAGGCCCGAGAGGAGAAGCUGGAGCAGCAGCAGGCAGAGUCGCCAGUGUCACAAGUUCCUGAGAGGAGGAAGUCUGACGGUUUCUUAGCGAUGCCGACUCUACGUGUGUCUCUCAUACAGGAUAUGAGGCACAUCCAGAGUAUGUCCGAGAUAAAGACCGAUGUGGGACGAGCGAGGGCCUGGAUCCGUCUGUCCCUCGAGAAGAAGCUGCUCUCUCAACACCUCAAACAGCUGCUGUCUCGACAAGCCUUAACCAAGAAGCUGUACAAGCGCUACGCCUUCCUGCGCUGUGAGGAGGAAAAGGAGCAGUUCCUCUUCCACCUGCUGUCUCUCAACGCCGUCGACUACUUCUGCUUCACCAGCGUCUUCACCACCAUCAUGAUCCCGUAUCGAGUCGUCAUUAUUCCCAUCAAGAAGCUGAGCAACGCCAUGACCACCUCCAACCCCUGGGUGUGUGUGUCAGGAGAGCUGGGAGACUCGGGCAUCAUGCAGAUCCCCAAGAAUGUCCUGGAGAUGACCUUUGAUUGUCAGAACCUGGGGAAGCUGACCACGGUGCAGCUGGGUCAUGAUAACGCUGGCCUCCUGGCUAAAUGGCUGGUGGACUGUGUGAUGGUGCGCAAUGAGAUCACAGGACACACCUACAGGUUCCCAUGUGGCCGGUGGCUCGGUAAGGGCGUGGACGACGGCAGCUUGGAGAGGGUCCUGAUUGGUGAGCUGGUGGUGCCCAGCGGAGAGGAGGAUUGCCGUACACCCCCGCUGCAGCGCUCGCCAUCCCAGACCAGACGCAUCAGCAUCACGUCACUGUCUGGAAGAGGAUACAAACCGACUUCAGCCCAAAUCCAAGAGGCCAUUGGGGAGUCUGUGAACAACAUCAUCAAACACUUCCACAAGCCAGAGAAAGAGAGAGGCAGCCUGACUGUCCUGCUGUGUGGAGAGAACAGUUUGGUGGCAGCUCUCGAACAGUUCUUCCAUCAUGGCUUCAAGUCCGCCCGGCUCUUCCAGAAGACUGUGUUUGUGUGGGACUUUGUGGAGAAGGCUGUUGCCUACAUGGAGUCAGCAGACCAGAUGGGAGACCUUCAGGAGACUGCGGAGCCCCUGGGGAUGACCUGUCAAUCACUCUGCCACUACGUCAACUCCAUCAACUCCACCCCCAGGAACAUCGGCAAGGACGGGAAGUUCCAGCUGCUGGUCUGCCUCGGAGCCAGGGACCGCCUGCUGCCCCAGUGGCUCCCCCUGCUGGUGGAGUGCCCGCUGAUCUCGCGGAUGUACGAGGACACGGCCCUGCUCCGACACCGCUCCACUGUCAGCGCCCUCAUCGCAGUCCUGGAGACGAUCCAUGACUUCCCCAUCACACUGGAGGCCUCGCUGGUCAAAGGCAUCGACCUUUAGCCCCCGGAGGGACCACUCGGCAUUCUCCUCUAAAACUUCCCCCAUCCCUUCCACUUGAAGCCCAUUGGCUCUGGGGUUGGACACGUGACCAGGGAAGGAGGAAGUGAGAGUCGAGUGAUGAAAACUGAAGAGACGUUUGAUUACCAAAGCCACGCUUCGUGUGAGAAGGCGAGGCUUUGGUUCAGGAUGCAGUAUUAUUACCCCCAAAGAUCCUUUUUAAUUCAAUUACGACCAGUGCUUAAUUGUGUUUUAUUUCAUGAACUAUGCUGUAAAUCCCAAUUACUUGACAUUACAGUGUACACAUUUCUAGAACAUACUAUUCGGUUCAGGUUUAUUGCAUUAUCAGGCAGCCAUUGGUUUCACUACUGACUAACGUAAAGCUUGCUGUAAGCCAGCAUAUAGUUUAUAUAUUUCUUAGUGAGUUCAUGAAAAGACCCAAACCAACAAUGUGUUAGGCUCUCCAUCCUUACUGAUAGUACAUACUCUGGCUCUCAGCUCCAAGCCCAUUUCCUACCAAAGAUAUCCAUCUUUAAAAACAGCUUGCAAAUAUAUAAUUAAAGUAAUUUUUAUUUUUUUUAAAGCUCUGUAAUUUCUUAUAACAGCUUGUCACUGUAGUUUUAUCAAACAUGACUCAAACUAAAGGAAAUUAAUUCACA
Perca flavescens (yellow perch) is the source of this 5087-nucleotide messenger RNA. It is a transcript of the gene dennd5b, whose product is annotated as DENN/MADD domain containing 5B. The coding region runs from base 517 to 4431 and encodes 1304 amino acids. The record is from RefSeq and is a predicted model, not a curated record. Lineage: Eukaryota; Metazoa; Chordata; Actinopteri; Perciformes; Percidae. The transcript has 22 exons. Gene Ontology annotation, molecular function: small GTPase binding; guanyl-nucleotide exchange factor activity.